GAGAGAGAAUAUUUAUUUGACUAUUUAAAGCUUUCUUUAUCACAACUCUCCUUCAUUUUUCUUCUCCUACUUCUAAAACCUUUCCUUUUAUUCUCUCUAAUCAUUUUCUUGUUCGUGUUCCUUAUUCUGAUUCCUCUUCUCAUCAUUUGAUUCAAAAAGAACCAAUCUUUUCUAAUAUCUCCACUCUUCUUCUUGUUUCCUACACAAGUGGAACAACUCUCUGGUUUUUUUACCUUUUUGGUACUCUGUUUCUGGAGUUAAAACAGAGAAAAGAGAUAUGGGUUUUUCGAAGAAAUCUCAAUUAGACGGCGGUUUAGAUUUCGACGGGAAGAAAUGGGUUAUCGCCGGAAUCGGGAUUCGGGCUUCACUGAAGCCGGUGAAGACAAAACUCAGAGCACCGGAGACUGAAGCCGAAGUUGAAGAAGAGGAAGAAUGUUCGACGACGCCAACUGCAAAGGAAGCAAAGAUACCAGAGAAAUUGAAAUGUCCUCCAGCACCCAGAAAGAGACGGCCGGCGUUGAAGUGUCGGAGUAACGCCGUUAGAGAGUUCUUCACGCCUCCUGACGAUUUAGAGACGGUGUUUAUACGGCGCCGUUAAGUAACAGAAACAAAAAUAUUAGUGAGUUUGUAUAUUAGUCGUGUAACGUAUUAAUUACAAGCCAUGAAACUUCAGUUACAAUAUUAGUAAUUAGAUUUUAAUGAUUUCCUUAGAGUGUAUGCUUUUCAAAAUUCAGUUUGCUCUUUUUAGUUUUUUUUUCAUAGAGUGUAUGAUUUCCUUAGAGAUUAGUUUCUGUAUUUUUUUUGUCAUAACGGGAAGUUUAUUGUACAAACAUGAUAAUGGAUAGUUUCUAAAUUAGCUUCAUACCAUAUCUUGUUUUGGUUCUUUUUUUUUUUUUUUUUUUGAACAACACAUUUGGUUCUAUCUAUAAGUCAUAUAGCUAUAUUAAUUUCUUUAAAAUCUACUGUUGUUAUAAAGGACAUUUUGUAAAUUAUACAGUGAAAGAUGUAAUUUAACGAUGAUAAUGGUUAACCUCUAAACUUGAUUUAAUUCCAUAUUUACUUCAUCACUUUGGUUUUAUCUAUCUCUCGGUUUCAUGAAUAUUCUGAUUAUGCAUACUGUAUAUGCACAAAUAUCAGUCACAACUUGUAAAAUACUAAUUUAGAUGUAGAUAAUUAUAGAUUGAUAAAAGAAAAAUGUAGAUAAUUAAAAUCUUAGAGCCUUUUAGAUUCGGCCUACGAAGACCAGAAAGGAAGUGCGUUAGCAAAACGUACCAAUAAGAAAUAACAAGCGGUGAUAGCCUAAUGGCAAUUUGUUAGAGUUUGAUGUACUCACAUUUCUAAUUUUGAUUCCAUUGAAAAUUAAAUUAUCACUAUUUACCAAUGUAGGUUUAGAUUUCAGCUCAAGUGGUUUACAUGGUGGGUCGUAACAGAUGAUCCAUCACCUGACAUUAGUCAAAAAAAUAUUUUAAACUCGGAUCAGGUAGUAUAGUAUGCUUUCAGUCUAUUCCACUUUUUACUAUUAAGUGUGUUCCUUCCUUUCGGAGCCAAUCUAAUCAGCUAAUAGCGCUUAUAAAAAAAAACGUACCAAUAAUCUUAACCAGUAAAACUGACCAAUAAUUUACACAAGAGAAAAAGCCUACACGUCAAGCCUUUGAUGCCCUUCUUGUUGAUCUAACUUUUGUUAUUUUUGAGGUGAUAAUAUUCGAUAUACAUCAUCAUAGAGGCUGGAAUUAUUAUUUUUUGCCCGCCAACUAAUACACUGGUUACCUCAGUACAUGUUUUUGAGUAUUUGAUGCACGGUUCACCAUCUCCUGCGUAUUUUGUUGUUUUUUUCUUUUAAAAUAGAAGAAUUUUAUAAUACAAAUAAGGUUUGAUAUAAUGUGUUUUUAAAUAGUAAUCUUCAAAUAUAAAGUAAAAUGUAAAAUAAUAUUAUUUCUUCUUCUAUAAAUACAGGAAAAAUAGUAAUCUCUAUUUUAGAGCAAAAAAAUAUAGAUGAGCUAGAGUAAUUUUAUCUAAAUGCUAUUUUAGAAGAAAGUAAAAAAACUGUGUUGAAGAUGUUCUAAGUGUUUCAUUCAGUUCCGGUUCUGGAUUUUGAAUUUUAACAAUCAUAUUUUCAUUAUGUUUUUAAUUUCAUUUUAGUUCAUAUCAAUUUGGCUAUAGUUUAUAUAUAACGAGUGUUGAAUCGGCUUUUGGAUAGAUUUUUUGGAUAUGGUUUAAGUUUAGAUUGAACCGUACCAUAUACUUACUUUACUUAUCUUCAUAGAAAUCUGUAUGAUGUUGUUAUCUUCAUAGGUUGAGAUCCAUAUAUUGCUGUCCGAGUGUUUGAAAAAUUCCUACAAAAGUUUUUUCCAUAAUUAUGCUUGAUUUACUUUAUCAAAUGUUCUAGAUGUGGGAAAAGACAGUUUUCAUUAACAAAUAAUAUGGUGGGAUCUUAUUUCACAUGUUUUAUUUUAAAGAAAAAGAUGGGCAUAUGAUUGAAACUAUUUAAAAAGAGAAGAAAUGAACAAUUUUACAAUGCCCACAUGUAAUGUUUUAUUUUGUGACUUAAAAUGACUGAAGGAUUCCAAUGCAUGACCUUUUUAAGGAGGCCUCUUCUAAAGCCAUCCAACAAAUGUUUUUCUUUUUUUUAGGUUAAAGAGCUUUUUACGUCACAAUUGCAAACUCAGAAGUCCAGUCUCUUUAUUUUAUUUACUACUACUUUGUGUAGUAUACAUUAAUUAAUUAACCGUCUAAGACAUUAUGAUUACCAAUUACUCAUGCUACGCACCAGUACUAUUUCAGUGUUAAAUAUGUGUUGCAUGUAAAUCACUAAUCGUCACUCUCUUUAUGUUCUUGUGGUUUGAGUCAUGAAAAGGACAAAAUAGGUUCAAGAAUAACGGUGCGAUAAGAGAAUCCAAUGUGGGACUUAACGCUUUGUUUGCUUCCUUCACGCGAUAGCGACCAGUCUAGUGUUUUCUUUUUUAUUUCUAAGAUGUUUGGACUGGGGAGACUAUGACGAGUUUGGAUCAUUCUUGUGAACGAGUUUAUAGUUCACCGUCACGACUUGAAUUUAUAGGAACUAAGACAUUUUAUUUCCUUGAAUAUUUCUGUGUUUGUCAACUGAAAUGCGCUACCGACACUAAGUAUUCUUAUGUUUUGCUUUCUCUACAUAAUAUUCAGUAACUUAGUAAUUAAA
This is a messenger RNA of Brassica rapa (field mustard), 3175 nucleotides long. Its product is annotated as cyclin-dependent protein kinase inhibitor SMR6. The record is from RefSeq and is a predicted model, not a curated record. Lineage: Eukaryota; Viridiplantae; Streptophyta; Magnoliopsida; Brassicales; Brassicaceae. Gene Ontology annotation, biological process: regulation of DNA endoreduplication.